This is a messenger RNA of Nematostella vectensis (starlet sea anemone), 1368 nucleotides long. Its product is annotated as protein FAM219A. The record is from RefSeq and is a predicted model, not a curated record. The coding region runs from base 128 to 634 and encodes 168 amino acids. NCBI's taxonomy places the organism in Eukaryota, Metazoa, Cnidaria, Anthozoa, Actiniaria, Edwardsiidae. The transcript has 6 exons.
ACAUGAAGGCCUGGUACCUACUUCCACUCGUCUCUUGUCGACUGGUAUGAACUGAUUCAAUGUCCCUUCUAGAAACUGUGUUCGAAAUUCAUGACAUAGAUUUAUACACGACUAUUAUCCCUGCUCAAUGUCAGCUGAGGUCCCUAAUGGGUCGAAUUACAUGCAAUCUAAGGGGAAUUCUUUGAGAAAGGUGUCAGAGAAUGGAAGCGAAAACGGCCAUCAAUCGAGAAAUUUGCGAUCAUCUUCGACGCCAUUACAACAGAAGCUCGAACUACGUCUUCAGAAGAGCAGACGGAAAAAUGGAAAUGGUGUUAUAACUUCUCAACCAAACGGAUUUGCAAGAUAUAAAAAUGGAUCCUCAAAAAAGCACAAGCUUGAUAAGAGGCCGCUCUUUGCCAUGGAUUCCGACAGCAGCGAUGAAGAGCUGACAGUACGGCAGUACUCUAAACAGAGUAAACAAGGUCUAACAAGCAGUCAAAACUCUAAGGAGCUAGCAGAGUGUGAGGAGAGACUACUUAAAGAUGGCUAUAGACUGGAUGAAAUGUCAGACGAGGAGGACUUAGAUCUCAUUCCUCCACGGUCUGUAGACACUAAAUGUUGUGGUGUCUCUAUUAACAGCUGUGUCAUUUCUUGAUGAAUAGUCAUCCAAAAUUUAGGAAAUUAUGUACAAUAUUGUUUAUAUAGGUUAAUAAUCCCUUGCUGAUUUUAGAUUAUUUUGAAAAAUGAGGCUAGGGUAAUCUUACUUAAAUUCUGUUUUUACUGACUUUUCCUUUUGAAAAUAAAAUGAACCUUGAGAUUAUUUGCACUUGGAACAGAUAAAGGGGAGUUCAUUCUACAGUGAGUAAUAUAGUCCACAAAAAACUGUUAGUCAACUCUGUUACAGUAGGUAGCCUACUACAAAAUCAUGGCUUUUACAGUUUGUAAUUCAUGUUCUAAUAAGGUAGUCAGUUUAUACUCUUUCUGAAAGUCAAAAUGACAGCUAACGAGGAUUAAAGGGGGAUUAUAUUUUAAAGAGAAGAAACCCCACUUAUUGAUAGAGAAAGUGUUUUCAAGAAGAAAAAAAAUGAGCAUUUAUUAAUGUUGAUUGCGAUUUGGUUUGAAUGUUUGGUUACACAUUAGCACAAAUAAGUAUUGUAUUAUAAGAUUGUGACAUAUAAAGCAAAUGAUUCAUGGGACCACAAGGCAUCCCUAUUAUUUAAAUCUAUUUUAUGUGAUUCACAACUGAAUCAAAAGCAAAAUAGAAUAUCCAUUUAACAUACAACAUACAUGUUUGUUUUAAUUCUCUCUCUUACUGGUCAUUUGUCUUGUUAACGAAAAUUUAGCAGAAUCUUCAAUGGGAACACGUAUAGAAAUAAAAACCUAACACAG